Poecilia latipinna (sailfin molly) is the source of this 5704-nucleotide messenger RNA. It is a transcript of the gene klhl40b, whose product is annotated as kelch-like family member 40b. Lineage: Eukaryota; Metazoa; Chordata; Actinopteri; Cyprinodontiformes; Poeciliidae. The record is from RefSeq and is a predicted model, not a curated record. The transcript has 6 exons. Gene Ontology annotation, molecular function: protein binding. Bases 2107 to 3945 code for a protein of 612 amino acids.
AAAAAAGGAUUUCUUUGAAAGAGGUUGUGUUUUUCAACAUAUGCUGCUGACAUUCCCACCAUCUUUUACUAGAAUACACUAUAGCCUGAGCUGAUUUUUGCACAAACGACCCUCACUUUUACUCAGGAAAUCACAUUGACUUUGAAAUACCUUGUCGGUAAAGAAACUAGCCAGAGCAAUAAUCAGAGAAACGGCUGAGAGCUUCUGGGGGAGCAACAGAUAUCUACAGAUCAUGAAGAAUAUUUUCAACAUGUAUUUGUGCACCUCAUGAAACUGAGUUAUAAGGUAAAGCAGCAAAAAGGACCUUGACAUUAAAAGCAGAGGACCCUGCUGCUGCACACCUGGCUUAAUUUGAAUGGUUGGUUAACACGCUUCUGUAACAAUUGGAGAAGAGAAUACAAUCAGAUUGAAUCAGCUAUGCUGGAGUGCAGAAACAUCAAAUACAUGCAGGACGGUUGACGCCAAGGACCAGAGGGACUACAAAAAACCUUCUGUUGUCACCAUUUAGCCAGAAGAUGUGUAGAGGAUCCAGCAAAAAUGUGUAGGAAGGUGCUCGGGUGAGAUGAGGGCAAAAUCAAAUGUUUUGACCUAUGCAAAACACAAACUUGCUGGAAGCUUUAAAAGAGUUGAGACUGGGGCAAAGGUUCAUCGUCCAGCAGAAUAAUACGUUUCAUAUAAAUUAAAUGGUAAGUAGCAUGUACUUGCAAAGUGCUUUCUAAAGUCUAGAGGACCCCAAAGCACCCAGCAUAGUGAAAGCUACUGCAUUACAGCCACAGCUGCCCUGUAGAAGUCUGGCAGAAGUAAAGCGUUCUGUGACCACCACCAGCAGGCAAAGUGAGUGAAGUGUCUUGGACACAAAGACGGACAAAGCGGGGCCUCAAACCAGCAACACCGAGUGAUUAUGUGACGAACUCCUACACUGCCAUCGCCACCAACGCCAAUAGAAAUGGCUAAAUGAAACACACACAUAGGUAAAGAUUGAGACUGGGACAGGGGUUCUAGAACAUAAACCAAAAAUGGGCUAGCAGUAUAAAAAAAGUAACAUUUGAUUUUAAAAAGGUUCUACCAUAAACACUUAAGUGGAUUCUCACAGUGAAUUAUUUUUUGAGGUGAUAACAGAUGCCAUGAGCGGCUCCUUAAAACGAUGUAUACUCUUCCUGUGACUUUCCGGAUAACUAAAACCAACAAAAAUCACAAGUCUCUCCAGGAUUUUAGGGAAGAUAGCAUUGAGAUGAAUUGGAGCACCCAGAAUGACUGGUACCUCUUGUGCAAAUCUGUUGGGACUGUGUAAAAUCUGGGUUUUGAGCGAUUUCACUCUUUGAGGCCGCGGGCCCACCACGAUUGGUUCCAGCCCCAUUUGGGUACCUCAUAGGUAGUGCACUCUCACUCGAGAUCAAGAACCAUCUUGAGCAACAGGGACUAUCUUAAUGGUUGGUGUAUGGGUCGUUUCACUUGUUCGGGUUCCGGUUUCAGCAUCAUUAAAGAUGAACAUACAGAACAUUUCGUUUGCAGGACUCGUUAUACAACAUUUAAUUUGUCAAGAGAUCAGCUUUGGACCGAAGACGUCAAGAGUUCUGAAUUUGGACGCCGCUUUAGAAGGUACCUUUCCUCCCCUUAAAUUGUUCUUGGCAAAUUAAACCCAGCCUUGAAUUUCAACCACAGUUGAGAUAGUUGGGAUAACAUUCAACCUCAAUGACAACAUAGCUAGGUUGAAUUGGUCACAGAGGCCUCGCAAAGUAUCACAGUUUGCUAUAUUGGAAAUUCUUCCAGUGAGAUAUGCCUCAGCUGUUUGAGAGUGGGCGGAUUAUCCAGGGGAGUGGGUGAGUGGGAGGCAAGAAAGCCGGACAGAGGCAGGGUUAUAGCAUUUCCAGCAAUGUUCCAGAAUAAAGCCCCCAUAGCUCUAAAGCAAGCAAGCACUCUAAAAAUAACCCUCCAGUUGGAGCUCAGUUGAAGGGUCAUGACAGCUGAGAAAGCGGGCCGUCCCAGGAUUCAGCCGGUGAGCAGGGUCGCCGUUCAUGUAAAGCCACUCCAGACUAGAAAGCCAAAUUCUCUGCAAUAAAGAGGAUCCGAUUCUACUUUAUCCGUAUCAUCUUAAAGACUUCUCAGAUGGCUGUGCCUAUAAAUCCCAUGGAUGAGCCCAGGUUGUACCAGCAGACUCUCCUCCAGGAUGGCCUGUAUGAUUUGCUGGAGAACGACAAGCUGGUGGACUGCGUCCUGAAGAUCAAAGACAAGGAGUUCCCUUGUCACCGGCUGGUGCUGUGUGCCUGCAGCUCAUACUUCCGGUCCAUCUUUUUGUCUGACCUGGAUGAAAGCAAAAAGAGAGAAAUUGUGCUGGAGGACGUCGAGCCCGGUGUCAUCGGUCUGAUCCUCAAGUACCUGUACACCUCGAAGAUCAACAUCACAGAGCAGAACGUCCAAGACAUCUUUGCCGUUGCCAACAUGUACCAGAUUCCUUCCAUUUUCACUGUUUGCGUGUCUUUCUUGCAAAAGCGCCUCAGCCUCAGCAAUUGCCUGGCCAUCUUCAGGCUCGGUUUGAUGCUGGACUGUCCCAGGCUGGCCGUCUCCGCCCGGAACUAUGCCUGUGAGCGUUUCCAGCUCAUCUCCAAAGACGAAGACUUCCUCCAGCUUAACGCGACCGAGGUGGCAGCCAUUUUGGCGAAUGACAAUUUGAACGUGGAGACGGAGGAGGUUGUUUUCGAGGCUCUGAUGCGAUGGGUGUGCCGGGACACCGAGAGCAGAGAGAAGGAACUCCCCGAUUUGCUGGACUGUGUUCGUCUGCGUCUCGUCACGGAUGAUUACCUGACAGAAAAGGUGGAGAAACACCAACUCAUCUCUGCUAAUCCAGAGCUUCAGCAGAAGCUGAAGCUGGUCAAGGAUGCUCGAGGGGGGAAAAUGCCAGAGAUUAAAAAGACCAAAACGGAAGACGGAGGGGCAGCGAAAGAUGGAGAAACUGAAGACAAAGAGGACGAAGAAAAUCUUCUACCGGCUAUUCUAAAUGAUAACCUGCGAUUUGGGAUGUUUGUCAAGGACCUAAUACUGAUGGUGAACGACACCGGCGCCGUGGGGUACGACCCGUCAGGCAACGACUGCUUCAUGGCGUCGGUUUCCACCCAGGUUCCCAAGAACCACGUCAGCCUGGUCACCAAGGAGAACCAGAUCUUUGUGAUUGGAGGAUUAUUUGUUGAUGAAGAGAACAAGGAGGACCCUCUGUGCUCCUACUUCCUGCAGUAUGAUCCCGUUAGUACCGACUGGCUCGGGAUGCCUCCCCUCCCGACUCCGAGGUUCUUGUUUGGGAUGGCCGAAGGUGAGAACUCCAUCUUCGUUCUGGGAGGGAAGGAACUGAAAGACAAGGAGGGCACACUGGAUACAGUUUUGGUCUAUGACAGGCAAUCGUUCAAAUGGGGUGAGUCCGAGUCAAUUCCUUACCCGGUUUAUGGACAUUCAACCGUAUCACACCAAGAUGUCGUGUAUGUGAUAGGAGGGAAGGGAGACAACAAGAACUGUCUGAAGAGGAUGUGUUCAUACGAUGUCAAGAGGUUCGAAUGGAAAGAGCUCGCCCCAAUGAAGACGGCACGCUCCUUAUUCGGAGCCACUCUUCAUCAAGACAAAAUAUAUGUAGCGGGAGGAGUGACCGACGUCGGCCUGACCGACACAGUGGAGGUGUACGACAUCGCUACCAACACGUGGUCAGAUUUCGAGCCAUUUCCUCAGGAGCGAAGCUCUCCAAGUCUUGUAUCUUUGGCUGGUUCGCUCUACGCCGUGGGAGGUUUUGCCAUGAUGCCUUUAGAAGACAGUGAUGAAAUCCUUCCCAAAGAGACGAAUGACAUUUGGAGGUAUAAUGAGACGGAGGGGAAGUGGAACGGGAUUCUCAGAGAAAUUCAGUAUGCCUCUGGGGCCACAGUACUGGGGGUCCGCUUGAACACCCUGCGUCUCACCAAGAUGUGAAGCUCUCCACAGUUCCUGAAUUGCAAUGGAAAUUGACUUGGAAAUAAUUGCACCGUUUUUACACUUUUCCGGGGCACACUCAUUUUCAAAGACAUUAGGAUUUAAUGAAAGAUUAGUAGUAACAUGUUCACUUGAUUUUUCCACACAGAGUUUCUAACCAGCACUGUGGUAUAAUAAUGAUUUUUUUUCCUGCAAUGAAAUUUUUGUAUGCAUUUUUGCAAGUAAUGGGCAGUGAUUUGAACAUUUAUAUCAGCAGAAUCUAUAUUGUUUCACUGAACUGAAUAAAAAUGAUACAACCAAGCUAAAGCCUUCCUUGACACAUAUGUUUACUGCCCAACAGAGGGCAGCAAAGUCAAAAUCCCUGCUUCUUUCAACAAGCAAUAAAACACAAUGCACAGUCGAGUAUGCAUAAGAACAAACACAAGACAUGCAGAUAUUCAAUAAUAUCUAUAUUGUUUAAUAUUGAAAUGAUUUCAUAAUGCUCUACUGUGUUACAGACAGUUAACACUUGUCAAUAUUACAAUAAAGGAACAACAACAAAAAAAUACAGCCUACUGUCUUUAGCACCUCUAGACUCUAAUGUCCUUGUACUGUUUUUGUGUUAUUAUAGCUGAAUGGGACAACUACUGUCUACACAUGGGUUGUGAGUACCAGAAUCAACCAAUGCAUAUUGUACUGUUAACAUUAUAGAGCAGAGAAUCACCAAUUAAUAAUACAUUUCAUGAUUUCUCAAUGCUGUGGUAGCAAUAAGUAGUGGAAAUACACUUGAAGGUAUAUAUAGAUUUAAAUAUGGUGGUAUUGGCUGAGGGGCAAUGAAGGGUUUGGAUGAGAUAUACAAUCUUAAAGCAGCUAAUCAAAGGUUUUCAUGUAAAAAAAAAAAAAGAAAAACUAAAAAAUUGUAGUUGCCAAAGGAGCUCCAAAGCUGACAAAACUAAAUCUCUUCUCUCUUUUUGAACAUGAUCCAAAAAAAAAUCAUGCAUAUGCAUUUUGAUUUUGAUCAGGCCUGUUAGAAAGUAUGAAAGUGUCUCAUCUUGUCCUCACUGAUUAAUGACAAAACAUGAAAGUAUAAAAAGCUAUUAAAAUAUUACAAGUACUGUCCAGCUGUAUCCUUCUGAACUGCUGCAGCGCUAACAUUAGCACUGCUGGCAACAUUUCAGCUAAGAAGCCAAUGAACAAAAUUAGCAUUUACCACUGCUGACAUUCAGGAGUGUUUAGCUAGAUUUAAGUGCACAAUCACAUUAAAACUAAGGCUUUGUUUUUGUUAUAUCGCUUUUUACCUAAUUUUAGCUUUUUUUUCUACCAAUCAUUGGGAAAUUACAACAGAAAUUACAUGUAUUAUUAUUAGCAAAUUUUGAUUGUGAUUCUAAAUGAUGUCAAAUCGAAUUUAUUAGCAUAUUUUUUUCCCUUUUAAUCUACAUAUCAUGUAGUAUUAAAGUCAUUUUAAUAUGUAUAAUUUUGCCUCUUCACUGAUUUAAUUCUAAAUAUAUUUUAUUAUAAUAGAAGUCAUUCUUCUACUAUAAUUGAAUAGUAUAAUUUUAAUUAUAAUACAAGACUAAUUUCUAUAUUAUACAUAGUAUAUAAGAACUGUAAAUAUGAUAGGUUAAGGCAGACAAAAAGGCUGAAAGACAAAUACCAACAGCAAACGUAGAAAUUAUUACGUUUGUGUAAUCUCUUUCUUAAUUCAAUAGCCAACUCAGUUUAAUCAGUUUUGAGGCUCCAGAUAUUUGAACAAAUAUAGAGAAAAUAGUCAUUUAAAAAA